AUGGCUCGAAAUAAUACCAAGAAUAUAUCAGCUAGAUCUCACACUAGGAAGAAGAAGGGAAGCUCGAUCAAACUCUGUUCAAAUAUGAUUGCACCGAUAGUAGUUGGUGUACUAGCUAGCUUAGUGGGCUAUGCUUAUCUAGCACUAAGACCUCCCCCUCCCAAAGUCUGUGGUUCGCAAGGUGGCCCUCCUGUGACUUCACCCAGAGUCAAACUAAGUGACGGAAGGCAUUUAGCCUACAAAGAGAGGGGCAUUGCCAAGGAAGUAGCAAAACACAAGAUCAUCGUUUCUCAUGGAGCUGGUGACUCUAAAGACUUCCAUUUACCAAUUUCUGAAGAACUAUUAAGGGAGCUCAAGAUAUAUCUCCUGUCAUAUGAUCGUGCCGGUUAUGGAGAAAGUGAUCCAAAUCCCACACGUUCAGUGAAAAGUGAAGCAAUCGAUAUUCAGGAACUUGCCGAUGGGUUGCAACUUGGGCCUAAGUUUUCUGUAAUUGGCAUCUCCAUGGGAGCAUGCACAGUUUAUAGCUGCCUAAAAUACAUACCACACAGGUUGUCUGGAGUUGCCCUCGUAGUUCCAUUUGUUAACUAUUGGUGGCCUUGCUUUCCUGCUAAGCUUGCACGAGAGUCCUUAGAGAAGCUGCUCGUUCAAUAUCAAAGGACGUUUCAAAUUGCACAUUAUGCUCCAUGGUUGCUCUACUGGUGGAUGACUCAAAAAUGGUUCCCUUCUUUAAGUAUCCUGAAAAGUAAGCUGGAUGGGUUCAGCCGAGUUGAUAUGGAGAUCUUAAAGCAAUCGUCAAAAACUCCAAGAGAUGGUCAGGAAAAGAUAAGACAACAGGGUGAUCAUGAGUCUAUACAUCGAGACUUGAUCGUUGGUUAUGGCAAAUGGGAAUUCGAUCCCACAGAUAUAAGCAAUCCUUUUCUGGAUAAUAAAGAGGUCUCAGUUCACUUUUGGCAAGGAUGCGAGGAUAAGUUAAUACCAAUCGAGCUGAGCCGGUAUUUGUCCCAGCAACUUCCGUGGAUCCAAUAUCACGAGGUACCCGAUGCUGGGCAUCUGUUAAUCUACAAUGCUAGUUUUUGUGAAGUCAUCUUUAAGGAACUUGUGUCUACAUAA
Molecule: messenger RNA, 1110 nt
Organism: Fraxinus pennsylvanica
Lineage: Eukaryota; Viridiplantae; Streptophyta; Magnoliopsida; Lamiales; Oleaceae
Source: the annotation of a GenBank genome assembly